This is a messenger RNA of Microplitis demolitor, 2515 nucleotides long. RefSeq lists its product as uncharacterized. The coding region runs from base 77 to 2116 and encodes 679 amino acids. Lineage: Eukaryota; Metazoa; Arthropoda; Insecta; Hymenoptera; Braconidae. The transcript is spliced from 8 exons. The record is from RefSeq and is a predicted model, not a curated record.
UAAACAAAACCCGAAAUACGGCUUUUAAAUUAAAACGAAUCAGUUAGUGUUUACGGUACGUUUGUUGCUAGCUAAAAUGAAUUUAAAAAUUCCAUUUUCAAUAGUUUCUUUAAUUAUACUUAAUCUUUUGAUACCAUCAAAUGCUGUUAACUCAAAUGCUGUUAACUCAAAUGCUGUUAACUCAAAUGCUCAAAAAUCGAAUUCUGGACCAUUAAAGGUAUUGGAGAAUGCUGGUGGACCUAUAGGUAAUGUAAUGACUCUAAUAAGCUUUUUCAAAGAAUUAGUUUCUUCGGGUGACGAUAGUCAAGAAAUAUAUCAGAGACGAUUAACACAAGCAUUUAAUGACAUACAUGAUAUAAGUAUAAAAGUUGACGGUAUGACAAAGGCAAUAGAAAAUUUGGGAACUACAAUUGUCUCAGCCCUUAAUCAAAUAGAAAUUAACAGAGCUAGGAAUGAGCAUCUAGUAACUAUGAACAAUAUUCUGGAGGAAUCGAAAGAACUUGACAGCCAAUUUCGUCAAUCACUUUUGCCCCUUGUAUUAAAAUAUAAAACUGCUCCACAACGAGCUAUCAAUGACUUUGAUAACAGCGUAAACAUAUAUAACAACAUUUUAAAUAAACUACGUUUAAUUGGUCGAUGGACUAGUGGUUUAGCACCGGAUGAAUUAGAUAGCAUUCAGCAGAAUGUAUUCUCAAUUGCAAUGAGAUACUACCAAUCAUUAGAGAAAAAUAGAAGUUACUGCGGUGAAUCAUCAAUUUACAAUAAAUUACAUCAACUCUUUGAAUAUAUGUUAGCAACUGUCAGCGAAGGAUACAGUAUGGUUUUUAUGACUUACGAAUUCCGCCAAAGAAGUCCUGGAAAUACAGCUAAUUGGCGUGAUCAUCAAAUGAAUAUUUUAAAAGAAUAUAAAAAUAUAGUGGUUGAUAUGACCGCAUCAGCAACCAGUUAUCUGAAUAAAAUUGAUGAAACGGCAUACAAAAAAUCACAAAGUUGUGACCCGGAGAAAUGGGCUGAAGGUGUGAAUUAUAUUCGCUUAAAAAAUCAUGUUUCGUAUCAUGAACCAAGUACAAGAUGGAACUUUGAUCGAAAUGCAAAAAACUUAAUUAAUGAAAAGCCAGAAAGGGAAUGCAACAGUACACAAGUAUUUUGGAAUCCUUCAGCACUGUCAGACGGUGUUGUAUACAGUUUAAACUGUCCACAUAUUUUUCUCGGUGAUUAUACUGGAGAUAGAACAUGUAAAAGAUUUCAAAAUGACAAAUUUACGAAAGCUAAAAAUAUAGAUUGGGAAUCAGCAUGUGCUACUGGAGUUAAUUCAAGACUAGAACAAUUAUGUGCUUGCGAUAAACAAGUCGAUCAAGAUACUAGUAUACGAACAAUAAGUUUAAGAGAACAUUACACUGAUAGUGCUGAUAGUCGAGUUGUCACUGGAAUACGAUUUAUUGUUAAAAAUAAUAUCGUUACGAUACGAAUUCGAGAAGGUAAAUUAGUCAAUGGUAUUAUAGACCCCCAAACCGUUAAAUGGAUUGAUGAUGAUGGUCAGCGUCCUCGAAUGGGUUCUGAUACAGUACAACUCAGUUAUGAUAUACGAGCGUUCGAAUUAGAUGACAUAGAAUUACCUGAUGAACACUUGGUAACAGGAGUCAAAUUUAUCGUGACAAACGAAAAGCGCAUAUCAUUAGCAGUAAGAGGAUCAGCUAUGUAUAACGAUAGAAGAAGAUUUUUCCCAUCAAUUCAUGAUCGAUGGUAUUUUUCAACACCUGAUCGAGAUAUAGCUAGGUUUAAUAUUGAUAUAAAAUAUUUAAAAAAUCCAGUUGAUUUAAAUAAUCAUAAUCAUGAAAUGAGCACUUCAGGAUUGAAUUACAUUGAUUUCUCAUCAUCAGUGUACUCUUCAAAAGAUAAAAACAUUGCAAUUAUACCAUUUAUAGAUUCACGCGAACUUGUUACUAAUCCACCAAUCGCUCUAGGCGGAUUAGGAAUAUUUUACAAAAGUAAACCCGGUUAUGGUGGAUUUAUAGCGUUCAGAUAUAUCACCGCCAAAUACAAUCUUCACCUUGACAAAGAUUAUGCUCAAGCUAUGAAUACUUCUUUAUCAGAGUUAUUAAACUAUUUAGAGUGAUAUAAAUAUCUCGAUGAAAAUUACUUAAAACAUUCCUAUCAAAUUCUAACGAAAUCUUUUUUUUUUUUAAUGAGAGGUUAAGUACAGAAACAGUACCAUUUUUCUAAAUUUUAAUUCUCUUAAGAAUAAUUCAUAUGAAAGAUUAAACCGUUAUACAACCAUCGCACAUUUAAAUAGAUUGAAGUUUCAGUAAGAGCACAGAACUAUACAUAUAUGUACAUCAAGUCUUACAAACUCGAUGUGGAAAAUGAACUCAAGUUAUUAUACAUUAUUUUUAAAAAUUUUCAUGCAUAAAAGUAACUCACCACACUAAAACAUUCUAUACCAGCAGAUUUAGUAUCAAUUUCUGUAAAAAAAAAAUCAUUUCAAUUAAUAAAUAUCUUUCAAUUGAAAAAACUA